This is a messenger RNA of Camponotus floridanus (Florida carpenter ant), 2884 nucleotides long. RefSeq names its product cAMP-dependent protein kinase type I regulatory subunit (gene Pka-R1). Gene Ontology annotation, biological process: regulation of protein phosphorylation. Gene Ontology annotation, molecular function: cAMP-dependent protein kinase regulator activity. NCBI's taxonomy places the organism in Eukaryota, Metazoa, Arthropoda, Insecta, Hymenoptera, Formicidae. The record is from RefSeq and is a predicted model, not a curated record. Bases 227 to 1192 code for a protein of 321 amino acids. The transcript has 5 exons. Gene Ontology annotation, cellular component: cAMP-dependent protein kinase complex.
AUCGCGGAGGUGGAGGACGAGGACGAGGAAGACGCGAGAUCGCGGCGGCGACGACGGUUCGAUCCCCUUUUACUCUCCAGGACCCGCGGGAGCGUCGACUGCGACGCGCGCUGCCGCGAAAGACGGCACGUCUUCGUGAUAAGUGUUACCGCGAUUUUGCGAGCGGCAGAAGACGCGAACGAGAUCGACGAGGGAAGGUAAACGAGGACGUGGAUCGAGAGCAACGAUGAACAACGAGGAACAAGCUCACGAUGCAAAGCAACAGAUCGCGACGAGUCCGGAGGAUACAGAGGACAUGCCCGCGGGUCAACAGGGCCCGCAGGUGCCGCGACGAAGGGGCGGAAUCUCGGCGGAGCCGGUCUCCGAGGAGGACGCUACCAGUUACGUCAAGAAGGUCGUACCUAAGGACUAUAAAACCAUGGCUGCUUUAAGUAAGGCCAUCGCCAAGAACGUGCUGUUCGCGCACCUGGACGAAAACGAACGCUCCGAUAUAUUCGACGCGAUGUUCCCCGUAACCUUCCUGCCCGGGGAGGCGAUCAUUCGUCAAGGCGACGAAGGUGACAACUUCUACGUGAUCGAUCAAGGGGAGGUCGAGAUAUUCGUUAAUGGCGAGCUGGCGACGACGAUCGGCGAGGGUGGUAGCUUUGGCGAGCUCGCGUUAAUCUAUGGAACUCCCCGCGCCGCCACCGUCAGAGCGAAGACCGAUGUGAAACUUUGGGGCAUCGACAGAGACUCUUACCGCAGAAUUCUCAUGGGUUCCACUAUAAGAAAACGGAAAAUGUACGAGGAGUUUCUCUCCAGAGUCUCAAUUUUAGAGUCCUUGGAUAAAUGGGAAAGGCUCACGGUAGCAGACGCUUUGGAGCCGGUAGCAUUCGAUGACGGCGAAACGAUAGUCCGACAGGGUGAGCCGGGAGAAGACUUUUAUAUAAUCGUCGAGGGAACUGCGGUGGUUCUUCAGCAACGCUCGGAAGGAGAUGAACCCGCGGAGGUCGGCCGUUUAGGACCAUCCGACUAUUUCGGGGAAAUAGCGCUGCUGCUGGACAGGCCACGAGCGGCGACCGUAGUGGCCAGGGGUCCGUUGAAAUGCGUGAAACUGGAUCGGGCACGGUUCGAGCGGGUCUUAGGCCCGUGCGCCGACAUUCUGAAACGCAACAUCACCCAGUAUAACAGCUUCGUGUCUCUUUCCGUGUAAACGGAUCCUCCGUCUCUCCCUCGCAUUCUUUCCCUCCUCUUCCCCGUCCGAUCCCAUCAUCGCAGUCGAUCGGUUCGCGCUACCGAUAAUCACCAACCUUUCAUCUCUACCAAGGGCUGCAUUAUUUCGCCGUACCGUAUAGUUAACACUUUUUUUUAUUUGAUUAAUAUUUAAGUGAAUUAAUGUGUUAUUACGAUCAGCUAUCAAUCAGAUGUGUAUACAAAGACGGUAUCGUUAGAGAGAGAUACUAUUAAUAUAUUUACACCGUAAGGCUAUUUACGCACCGUGUAACUCGCGACUCGACGCCGACGCGCACGUGAAUUUAUAUUGGCGUUGAUCUCUUCCGCGCGAUCUGUUCCUAAUUGUUACGUGCACGAAAAAUUAUUAAUCCGUUAACGUCCGGGAUUUUUUUUAUGUGGUUUAGGAAAUUUGAUUUUCGAAAGAAAAUUCACAAUACUGAAUCUUGAUAAAAUAAGCUUUACAUUAUCAAUAUCUUAUCCGAUAAUAAUGGUAUGCUUCGUAAUUAGAUUGUUUGAAUUGAAAAAAUAUACUCAAAUUUGUCAGAAUGUCUCUUCUUAUCAGAGGGUACCGAGCGUUAACAGAUUAAUCUACGGUUAAUGGCACGUUGUGUAUGCGUUUUGAAUGUAUUGUAGAGAUCUUUGAACAAAGUUGAUAAAAUGUAGAGACGUGGUUUAUAACCGUAACUCCCAAUACGAGGCUACAACAAUUUGCGUCAAAGAUGCAGACGUGGUUUACAUUCACGUCAUUACACGAAUAGAAUAAAAUCAUGUAUCAAAGUUAAAUUAUUUAAAAGAUAUUUACGAUUUCUAUUACGUCAGAAGCGAACAAUUGUACAAAUUGGCCCCAUUUGCAUGUAAUCAAUAGAAUGAACUAGUAAAAAUAUAUCAGUUUCUUUCCUUCUAAAAUUCUAUACUUAUAAGUAGUUUCUUUCUGUAAAUUUAGAAUCUUAAGCGAGAACGAAUUUAUGGCAAUUGAUUUAAAUUCAGUUUUUAAUUUUAUGGUCUAAAAAGUUUAGAUAGAUUUUACAUGUCCAUUCUAUUGAAUACAAAUAUCGAGAAUAAUAUAUUGCGACGCAUCAUAUCUAUGAAUCAUACGUUCGCUUCUAGUAUUGUAAUGAUAUAGCUGCAGCGGGGAGCCUUAAAUAUUGUAAUGAUUAGAAGAUAGAUAUUGAAAAAAAAAAUGAUGUUUUCUCGUUUUAUAUUUAUAUACUUUAAAUGUUCUAUGUUCUCUCUCUCUUUUCGUGUGAAUUGUUACAUUAUUUAACAUUUAAAUUAUUUUGUUGACCGAUUUUAGAGAUUAUAAUUAGCAACGAAUGUGAAUGUCGGUCGCGACAUGCAGUUGCUUUGACGCAAUAUGAAGGAACAAGAUAUUUAUUAUUGAAAUUUUAUUAUUGAAAGACGAAACAAAGACGAUGUGAAAAAACCGAGUCGCAAUUUAUAUCUUCUCUAAAAGUGCGCUAGGUCUACAGUAUCAUGCGACAAAAGUGAGGAGGGUAUAAAGUCAUAAAAUUAAAUAAUUUAUUAUGCACAACAUAGUAUAUCCAAAGUAAAAUAUUGUACAAUGAAUCAUCCCCUUUCCGAAUCCGUAAUUAUAAUGCAGCUGAUGCAUCUUCUAUACGCGCGCAAAAACGAUAAGAAGCAUCUCGAUCACUUGAGUCCAGCAAAAAAAAAA